Molecule: messenger RNA, 788 nt
Organism: Cloeon dipterum
Lineage: Eukaryota; Metazoa; Arthropoda; Insecta; Ephemeroptera; Baetidae
Gene: galla-2
Product: MIP18 family protein galla-2
Exons: 5
Coding region: 147-731 (194 amino acids)
Biological process (GO): iron-sulfur cluster assembly
Cellular component (GO): cytosolic [4Fe-4S] assembly targeting complex
Source: RefSeq, a predicted model, not a curated record
UGGCGCGCAUGAAAUCAUUGAUCAUCGCUGUGAAUGUAAACAAAUCAUCGAAGUUACCGAAGUUACGCAAACCAGCGAGGGCAGAAGAAGAAGAAGAAAAGAGCUGAAGAAACUGAUGGAAACCAUUCCAGAUUCAAAAAUAUAAAAUGAGUUGUGCGUGUGCUUGUGCGUCUGGACCAUCCACAGAUUCUCAGGAAGUGCCUGCACGUGGAUGUUGUCAAGAUGAAAUUAAACCUUCAGCCACAAAAUCCGGAUGCUGCCAAGAAAACUCUGAUGGAAAGUUCGAUUCAAAAGGGAUUUAUGAGCUCAUUCGAAAUAUAAUGGACCCAGAGCAUCCUCUCACCCUCGAAGCACUGAAUGUUGUAAAUCAGGCUGAUGUCAAGGUGUACAACGAGAGAGAGGUGAUGGUUUUGUUCACACCAACCAUUCCACAUUGCAGCAUGGCCACCAUGAUUGGUCUAGCCAUUCGAGUCAGGUUGCUGAGAACCCUACCUCCAACUUUCAAAGUCACAGUGCGAAUUUCCCCAGGGACGCACGUGUCCGAGCAUCCAAUCAACAAACAGCUCGCCGACAAGGAGAGAGUGGCGGCCGCUAUGGAAAACAGAAAUCUCCUUGCAGUCAUUGAACAGUGUUUGACCUUCGAAGAGGACAGCGACAUUCACUACGACAAACCAGCCAGCUGCGGAAAUCCUGACGGAAUCUCCGCGACGACAUCAAUCUCGGGGAGCUGAGCAUCAAACCAGUGUUGUAAAAAAAUAUUGGAUAUUAAAUCAGGUGUUUUACAAUUA